Molecule: messenger RNA, 1752 nt
Organism: Medicago truncatula (barrel medic)
Lineage: Eukaryota; Viridiplantae; Streptophyta; Magnoliopsida; Fabales; Fabaceae
Product: UDP-glycosyltransferase 74G1
Exons: 2
Coding region: 74-1459 (461 amino acids)
Molecular function (GO): quercetin 7-O-glucosyltransferase activity; quercetin 3-O-glucosyltransferase activity
Source: RefSeq, a predicted model, not a curated record
AGAUGGUGUAUUUGAUUGAAUUCUCUAAAAAGCAAACACAGAAAACAGAACUCAACACAGAAAAGACUAAGAAAUGGAGAAAGAAAUAAAAAACCAAAUACCUCACUGUUUAAUCAUUCCAUAUCCAACACAAGGUCACAUAAACCCAAUGCUUCAAUUCUCAAAACGUUUACUCCAAAAAGGACUAAAAGUCACACUAGUAAACACCAUAUCAUCUUCCAAAACCUUCAAAACCAUAAACCUAAACACUUCCAUCGAAUUCGAAACCAUCUCAGAUGGUUUCGACGAUGGUGGUCUAACCGCCGCAAAAAACAUCGAGACAUACAUAGAAACCUUUCGUCGAACCGGAUCACAAACUCUAACUCAACUUCUUCACAAGUUAACAAAAUCAAACAACUCUAUAGAUUGUGUUAUUCAUGAUGCUUUCUUGCCUUGGGUGGUUGAUGUAGCUAAAGAAUUUGAACUAUAUGUUGCUGUUUUUUUAACUCAAGCUUGUUGUGUUAAUAGUAUAAAUUUUCAUGCUUUUAAGGGAUGGUUGGAUUUACCUUUGUUGGAGAAAGAAAUUGUGUUACCUGGAUUGCCUAAGCUUGAAGCUGCUGAUUUGCCUUCUUUUUUGUAUAAAUAUGGAACUCAUCCUGGUUACUUUGAUAUUUUGACUAACCAAUUUUCAAUGAUUGAUCAAGUUGAUUGGGUUCUUGCUAAUACUUUUUAUGAAUUGGAGCCAGAGGUUGUAGAUUGGCUUAAGAAGAUUUGGUCAUUGAAGACAAUAGGACCAUGUGUUCCAUCCAUGUUUUUAGACAGAAGGAUCCAAGAUGACAAUGACUAUGGUAUUAACAUCUUUAAUCCAAAUUCUGAAUCUUGCAUCAAAUGGUUAGAUGAUAAACCAAAAGGUUCAGUUGUGUAUGUAUCGUUCGGAAGCAGGUCAAGUCUUAGUGAAGACCAAACUGAGGAAAUAGCUUAUGGUUUGAAAAACUGUGGCAGAUUUUUUAUAUGGGUUGUUAGAGAAUCUGAAAAAAGUAAAAUUCCGAAGGGAUUUUCGGAAACAUUAGAGAAAGGUUUGAUAGUGACAUGGUGUCAACAACUAGAAGUGUUUGCACAUGAAGCUGUUGGAUGUUUUGUAACACAUUGUGGUUGGAAUUCAACAUUGGAAGCUUUGAGUUUAGGAGUUCCGAUGAUUGCGAUGCCAAUUUGGACUGAUCAAAUUACAAAUGCAAAGUUUAUUGUUGAUGUAUGGAAAAUUGCUGUUAAAGGUGUUGGUGAUGAGAAAGGGGUGGUUAGAAGAGAAAGUAUUGAAGAUUGUAUAAGGGAAAUAAUGGAGACAGAAAAGGGAAAUGAAUUGAAAAAUAAUGCUAUCAAAUGGAAGAAUGUGUCGAAGAAAUCAGUUGAUGAGGGUGGAAGUUCUGAUAAGAAUAUUGUUGAGUUUGUGAAUGAAUUGAUGCUCAGAAGGAAGAAGUUCUAGUAAAGAUAGUGUACAUGUUUCUUCAAAUUAUGAUAUGCUAUGUCAUAUAUAACAUUGAUGCUUUAGAUGGAAGGAGCAGCUGAUGUCUGACAUGACACUUAUAUACCUGUCGUUACCCUUGGUCAUUCCAUUUUGUCAAGUUACUAUCGGUGUCGACAUGUUAGUGUUAGUAUUAUGUUUGAGUUUAGGAGUUACUAUCUAUGUCUGUUAGAAAUAAAUGUUGCUGGCUAUGUCUGUUAACAUGAAACGAAGGUUGAAUUUUGAAGUUAAGGAAAUAAUUUUAUGGUAUGAAA